Cheilinus undulatus (humphead wrasse) is the source of this 2709-nucleotide messenger RNA. RefSeq names its product ribophorin I (gene rpn1). Lineage: Eukaryota; Metazoa; Chordata; Actinopteri; Labriformes; Labridae. The transcript is spliced from 10 exons. Bases 111 to 1913 code for a protein of 600 amino acids. Gene Ontology annotation, cellular component: membrane; oligosaccharyltransferase complex. The record is from RefSeq and is a predicted model, not a curated record.
GUCAUCCUUGCUGAUGUAGAGCGGCACGGCGGCCUUUCUUUGCUGCUCUACAUUUCCCCCCGGUCUUUUCCACUCUUAUUCCGCUGUAGUAGGUCUGACUUACUUUCAACAUGUCUCGGAACCCACCACUUCUCACCGCCUGCCUGCUACUUCUGGUUGCUCUGAACUCAAAGGUUUCAGCGGACGGUUUGGUGAACGAAGAUGUGAAGAGGACCGUGGACUUAGGCACUCAUCUGGCCAAGAUCAGCGCGGAGAUCGUGCUGUCUAAUCAGGGACCCUCUGCAGUCAACAGCUUCUUAUUGGCGGUGGAGGCUGACCUGGCUCCACACCUGGCAUACAUCGGAGCUUCGGUGAAGGGGGAUGAGGAGGAGGAUGGCACACUUGAGCUCACACAGACAACAGUUGAGGGCCAGAGUGGGCAGUUUUUUAAGGUCCAUCUGCCCUUCAGCCUUGCAGCAGGUGCUCAGCUGAAAGCUAAGGUUGAGAUGACAUACAGCCAUGUCCUAAAGCCCUUCCCCACACACAUAACCCAGGCUGAGCGCCAGCUGGUGGUCUUUCAAGGGAACCACUACCUGUACUCUCCAUACCCCACCCGCAGCCAGACCACACGUGUCCGCCUGGCCUCCAAGACUGUUGAGAGCUACACCAAACUGGGCAACCCCAGCAAGAACGAUGAGAUUAUUGAGUAUGGACCCUUCCGGGACGUGUCUGCGUUCAGUGAGGAUACAAUGAGGAUCCAUUAUGAAAACAAUACACCCUUCCUCACCAUCAGCAGCAUCACUCGGACCAUUGAGGUCUCUCACUGGGGUAACAUAGCAGUGGAGGAGACCAUUGACCUGAGGCACACAGGAGCCGUCCUGAAGGGGCCGUUUUCACGCUACGAUUAUCAGCGCCAGUCAGACAGUGGCAUCUCAUCCAUCAAAUCCUUUAAGACUAUCCUUCCCGCCUCCGCCCAGGAUGUCUACUACAGAGAUGAGAUUGGCAACAUCUCCACCUCCCAUCUGCAGGUUCUAGACGACUCUGUUGAGGUGGAGGUCAGGCCUCGCUUCCCCUUGUUUGGAGGCUGGAAGACCCACUACAUCAUUGGCUAUAAUCUGCCCAGCUAUGAGUACCUGUACACCCUGGGUGACCAGUAUGCACUGAAGAUGAGACUGGUUGACCAUGUGUAUGAUGACCAGGUUAUCGAUUCCCUUACUGUGAAAAUCAUCCUGCCAGAGGGGGCGAGAAAUAUCCACGUAGACACACCUUACAAAAUCGACCGCAUGCCAAACCAGCUGCACUACACAUACCUGGAUACCUUUGGCCGACCAGUGCUGGUGGCCACCAAGAACAACCUGGUGGAGCAUCACAUUCAGGAUGUUGUGGUUCAUUACAACUUCAACAAGAUCCUGAUGCUGCAGGAGCCUCUCCUGGUUGUUGGCGCCUUCUACAUCCUUUUCUUCACUGUCAUCAUCUAUGUUCGCUUGGACUUUGCAAUCACUAAGGACCCUGCAGCUGAGGUGCGUAUGAAGGUGGCCUCCAUCACUGAGCAGGUUCUGACUCUGGUCAAUAAGCGCCUUGGUCUGUACCGGCACAUGGAUGAGGUGGUCAACCGCUACAAGCAGUCCCGUGACACUGGGGCUCUAAACAGCGGGAGGAAGACUCUGGAGGCUGACCAUCGCACCCUAACCAAUGAAAUCAGCUCACUGCAGGCCCGCCUGAAAGCCGAGGGCUCUGACCUGGCUGAUAAGGUCGGGGAGGUGCAGAAACUAGACGGUCAGGUGAAGGAGCUUGUGUGUCGCUCCUGCCAGGAGGCAGAGCGGUUGGUGGCGGGGAAGGUGAAGAAGGAGGCUUACAUUGAGAGUGAGAAAACUCUAACAAGCAAGAGACAGGAGCUCGUCAGCCGCAUUGACAGUCUGCUGGAUGCCCUCUAAACUGCAUCUACCACUCUGACACGUAAACAGACACACAAUGAUACAACAUACAGCCGGCUAUUUGAACGAGUGAGAAUAAAUACGAUGUGAUUCAUGCUUACACUUAUUUUUCACCAUCCUUGAACUGACACAUGGACUUCUCAUCUUAAUGUGAGUGAUGGGUUUAUCUAAACACUGGUGCCUUUGUGCCUUGUGAUAAACUUGAGGUCACUGUGCUCAGCUCUACAGCAGAUGCAUUAGUUUUUGGCUUUUGUUGUUCAGUUUGUUGAGCUACACUUUAAAAACAUCACACCUUGCCCAGACUUUAAGUGGCAUUUCCAUGUUUGAAUCUGGAAUUUCUAUUUCUUGCUCCCCAAGUUUGUUUGGUAAUGGGUUUAUUUUUUACUAAAAGCUGAGUGGCUCAAGUGUUUUCAGUCUCUUCACUCACACGUGCUGUUGAAUUGAAAUUAUCUACUGUCCACUUCUAAAGAAUGACAGUUAUUCAGUCUUCUCUUUUGCACUUACAGCUUUUCUACUCAGCCGACUGACGUUUUAUUUGAACAUAUUCAAAGCUCUGAUUCUGUGUCAUCCCAAAAGCUCUUUGUUAAAGUUCAUCAUUCAUAUUUUCUACAUUUUGUAUGUUUUUUUUUUUUUUGUUUUGUUUUGUAAAUGGUAUUUUUUGACCAUGAGAUUAGUGAAUACAGGAGGAGAUUGUGUUGUACGGGGAAAAAGAUGUGGGAGAUUGGACACAGAUGUUUGUGAAAUGGGCAAUGAUAUGGAAAGCUGUCAAAUUUGGAAUAAAGUUUUGAAAAACUCA